Molecule: messenger RNA, 583 nt
Organism: Mucor mucedo
Lineage: Eukaryota; Fungi; Mucoromycota; Mucoromycetes; Mucorales; Mucoraceae
Product: proteasome maturation factor UMP1-domain-containing protein
Exons: 5
Coding region: 72-500 (142 amino acids)
Biological process (GO): proteasome assembly
Cellular component (GO): cytoplasm; nucleus
Source: RefSeq, a predicted model, not a curated record
GCGUCCUGCUAAAUUUUGGCCCUUUUUUUUUAUUGUUGACGACCUUCAUCCCCAAUACAUACAACACAACAAUGGCUCUUCGUCUCGCACCUGAAUCACACCCUGAAACUGUCAUGAGCACUCUUGAUACCACUCAUUCAGAAUUGGGUGGUCAUGAUGCUUUACGUUAUGGUACUCGUUCCAUCAAGACCGAGGUCAUGCCUGGACAUCCUCUUGAAGGCAGAUUAAAUCAAUGGGAAGAGACACAGUGGGAAUUAAAGUUGAAUUUGGCUCGUCAAGCUUAUGGUAUGCACGCUCCUAUCAAGUUAAUGAUGGAAAAAAGCAUAGUUGAAAAGCGUCAACGUAUGCCUAUUAUGCCCUCUUCAAACUUGCAUUUGGAUAUUUUGAUGGGUAAAGAUGAGACUAUUGAUUAUGAGGAUUUCCUUAAUGACCCUAGCAUGUCAACCGAUUCAAUUGAUUUUCAUACUGCCAUGGAGCACAAGCUCAAUAUGAGAAUGUAGAUUGGUAACAUACAUACCGUAGUAUCAUUUUCCCCUUUCCAAAUUUUUUUAUAAAGAACAAAAAAAUAUAUAUCGAAUAUGAA